Lemur catta (Ring-tailed lemur) is the source of this 2855-nucleotide messenger RNA. RefSeq names its product ZFP14 zinc finger protein (gene ZFP14). Bases 192 to 1799 code for a protein of 535 amino acids. The transcript is spliced from 5 exons. NCBI's taxonomy places the organism in Eukaryota, Metazoa, Chordata, Mammalia, Primates, Lemuridae. The record is from RefSeq and is a predicted model, not a curated record. Gene Ontology annotation, molecular function: RNA polymerase II cis-regulatory region sequence-specific DNA binding; DNA-binding transcription factor activity. Gene Ontology annotation, biological process: regulation of transcription by RNA polymerase II.
UUUUUCCAGGCAUGGGGACAUUUGCUUCCCUCGUCUGUGAAAGAGUGAAAAUCAUUUUGGACUAAACAGUGAAACAGCCGUGUCUUUAAUUAGUCUGGGAGGGGAGAGACAGCUUUGGCUUGUCUGGAUUCUGUAGUUCUCCAACAGAGAAGUCUUGAAAAAUACUGAGCAGUUCUUACAGUUCUAAAACCAUGGCCCAUAGUUCCGUGACAUUCAGGGAUGUGGCCAUAGACUUCUCACAGGAAGAAUGGGAAUUCCUGGACACUGCUCAGAGGGACUUAUAUCGAGAUGUAAUGUGGGAGAACUAUAGCAACUUCAUCUCGCUAGCAGGACCUUCCAUUUCUAAACCAGAUGUGAUUACCUUAUUGGAUGAAGAAGGGAAGGAACCCGGGAUGCUUAUGAGGGAAGGGACAAGAAGAUACUGCCCCGGUGAUUUGGAAUCCAGAUAUAAGACCAAUACUUUAUCUCCACCAAAGGACAUUUAUGAAAUAUGUUCAUUCCAAUGGGAUACAAUGGAAAGAAUUAAAAGCUAUGGCCUUGAGGGCUCCAUUUUUAGAAAUGAUUGGGAAUGCAAAAGCAAGAUUGAGGGGCACAAGGAACCACAAGAGGGAUAUUUUGGGGAAGUGAAAAUUACCUCUGAAAAAAUGACCACUUACAAAAAGCACAAUUUUCUUACUGAGUAUCAGAUAGUUCAUAAUGGAGAAAAGUUAUAUGAAUGUAAGGAAUGUAGGAAAACCUUCAUUCGUCGUUCAACACUUAGUCAACACCUGAGAAUUCAUACCGGUGAGAAACCUUAUAAAUGUAAGGAAUGUGGGCAGGCCUUUAGACAGCGUGCACACCUUAUCCGACAUCACAAACUUCAUACUGGUGAGAAACCCUAUGAAUGUAAGGAAUGUGGGAAGGCCUUUACAGUGCUCCAAGAACUUACUCAACAUCAAAGACUUCAUACUGGUGAAAAGCCCUAUGAAUGUAAGGAAUGUGGAAAGGCCUUUAGAGUACAUCAACAACUGGCUCGACAUCAGAGAAUUCACACUGGUGAAAAACCCUAUGAAUGUAAGGAAUGUGGAAAGACCUUUAGACAGUGUACACACCUUACUCGACACCAGAGACUUCAUACAUCUGAGAAGCUCUAUGAAUGUAAGGAAUGUGGGAAAGCCUUUGUAUGUGCUCCAGACCUUAGAGUACAUCAGAAAAUUCAUUUUGGUGAGAAACCUUAUGAAUGUAAGGAAUGUGGAAAGGCUUUUAGAAUCUGCCAACAACUUACUGUCCAUCAGAGUAUUCAUACUGGUGAGAAACCGUAUGAAUGUAAGGAAUGUGGGAAGACUUUUAGAUUAAGGCAACAACUUGUUCGCCAUCAAAGAAUUCAUACUCGUGAGAAACCAUAUGAAUGUAUGGAAUGUUGGAAGACCUUUAGUAGUUACUCACAACUUAUUUCACAUCAGAGCAUUCAUAUUGGUGAGAGACCUUAUGAAUGUGAAGAAUGUGGAAAGGCUUUUAGGCUGCUCUCACAACUUACUCAGCAUCAGAGUAUUCAUACUGGUGAGAAACCUUAUGAAUGUAAGGAAUGUAGAAAACCUUUUAGAUUGCUCUCACAACUUACUCAGCAUCAGAGUAUUCAUACUGGUGAGAAACCUUAUGAAUGUAAGGAAUGUGGUAAGGCUUUUAGACUUUACUCAUUUCUUACUCAACACCAGAGAAUUCAUACUGGUGAGAAACCUUACAAAUGCAAGGAAUGUAAGAAGGCCUUUAGACAACAUUCACACCUUACUCAACAUCAGAAGAUUCAUAAUGGAAUUUAAUACAAGAAAGCCUUCAAAUGUAUAUUAUGUUACAGAACAUCUGAAAAUUCAUUUUUUGAGAAAAUUUGUUUUGUGCUCAAAACUAAGUAUAAGAAAUUUUAUAUUAGAGAAAGAAUACAUUGCUUUAAAAGCCUUCUGUCACCAUUUAAACACUAUUUUGAUCAAUUUCCUAUGAAAGAAUAAUGUAAUGAAUGUAGUAAAAUCUUUAGCCUUAUCCAUCAUUAUCUCCAUUUCACCACUUUAUUACCAGUAUGAUAUUAUUAGACAAGAUACUUAAACUUUUGUGCCUCAUUUUGCUCACUUGUAAAAUGGUAAUAAUAGUACUUAUGUAUUAGUUAUUUAUUACUGUGUAAUAAAUUACCACAAACUUAGUAGCUUAAAAUAAUACACACUUAAUAUCUUAUAAUUUCUAUGGACCAGGAGUCCAAGCAUGACUUAGUUGGGUCUUCUGCUUCAGGGUCUGUCACAAGGUCUCUUACAAAAUUUUAGCUAGGUCUGGGGUCUCAUCUGAAGGGUUGAAAGGAGAAGGAUCCACAUCCAAGCUAAUAUGGUUGUUGCUCAAAUUCAUUUCCUUGAGGCCUGUUUUAUUGAGAUUCUCAGUGUCUAGAUGGCUGUUGGCUGAAGGCUGACUACAGUUCAUUGCUGCAGUGGUCUCAUCAGCCUGGCUGUUUGCUUCAUCAAGGCAUACAAGCCAAGAAUGUGAUAGAAUCUGCUAACAAGAUGGAAGUUACAAUAGUUUGUAAUCUAAUCAUGGAAGUGACAUCCCAUCACCUUUGCUGUCUUCUCCUGGUUAGAAGCAAGUUACUAGGCCAGCCCACACUUAAGGGGAUUACACUGGAGUGUGAAGACCAGGAGACAGGAUCAUUGGGGGCCAAUUUAGAGUCAGCCUGCCACACUGUAAUAGGAUUGUUAGUAAGUAGUUAAUAAUUAGAAUAACAACAGUCCCAUAGCAUGUAUUCUGUAAAUAUUAUCUGUAAUUGCUAAUAUCAUUAGUAUUAGUGAAUUCAUAUGAAUGGAAUAUCCUAUAGAAGUAAUAAAUGUAUUAAUAUAAAUGUC